Messenger RNA from Balaenoptera musculus (blue whale), 3166 nucleotides. It is a transcript of the gene FAM180A, whose product is annotated as family with sequence similarity 180 member A. The record is from RefSeq and is a predicted model, not a curated record. The transcript is spliced from 3 exons. NCBI's taxonomy places the organism in Eukaryota, Metazoa, Chordata, Mammalia, Artiodactyla, Balaenopteridae. The coding region runs from base 233 to 754 and encodes 173 amino acids.
AGUCCCCCAAUCCCAGAGAGAGUAGGAUUAACAGAGGUCCCGCUCCUGUUCUCCCCAGGAGGCAGCCCUUGCCUCUACCCUUCUGAGGCAGGAGAGGGCAUCUCUGCAGGUCUGAAAAGGAAGGGGAGGUAAGGACGAUAUCGUCACACUGGGAGGACCAGUACGGGCAUACCUGUAGCUCCUGGGGUCCCACUGGGUCUGAGGGCGACUUUUCACCUUUUUGGAGGAAAAGAUGUGUUGGAAGACGUUGCUGCUUCUGCUGUUGUAUUAUGAUGCUCAGGCCACUCUGUCGCACAGGUGGAGCAGGGCCGUGCUCUUCCCUGCCGCCCAUCGGCCAAAGAGAUCCUCGUCGGUGCCCUUGAACCCCAUCCUGCAGAGCUCCCUGGAGGAAGUAGAGCUGCUCUAUGAGUUCCUGCUGGCUGAACUUGAGAUCAGCCCUGACCUGAAGAUCUCCAUCAAGGACGAGGAGCUCGCCUCCCUGCGGAAGGCCUCGGACUUCCGCGCCAUCUGCAACGAUGUGAUCCCCAAGAGCAUCCCAGCCAUCCGGCGGCUGAGCGCCAGCCUCUCCAGCCACCCCGGCAUCCUCAAGAAAGAGGACUUCGAAAGGACAGCGCUGACCCUGGCCUACACAGCCUACCGCACAGCCUCGGCCCAAGGGCAUCAGAAGGCUAUCUGGGCCCAGUCCCUCCUUAGCCUCUUCCAUGCCUUGAGGCACGACUUGAUGCGGUCUCCAUGUCCCAGAGCAUCUCCCUGAGAGACCGGCUGGCACCAGGACCACGGAGCAGGGACCAGCACACAGUAAUCCAGAAACUCUUCAUUCUCUACUCCGUUUACAGAGACCAGCCACAAAACACAUACCACCAACUCAGAGCAGCACAGAUAAAAUAAGAAACACCGAUGCCCUUUGCCCCUUGUAACUUCUUGACAAGCAUGAGAUUGUGAUUCGUAUCAUAAUGUGACCUGGGCUGGAAAAAAGGGCUGGAAUGGUAAUUCAAGAUGCCUCCAGAGGCUGAAUGGUUUGCCUGGUGAAUUGCCGGAGUCUAAGAUAUGCUUUAACAUUGAGUGACUGUAACACAAACACCCAAGAGUGAGGACAGAGCCAGGAGAGACAUAACAGAAGUUUGGGCAUGGUGGGAAAGUGGGGGACAGACUUCUUUGGUCCUAAGAGAUCAGGGUGCUGGAUUGAAUGAACAUCUUUCCAAAGUUCUGUCGUAAGAUAUAAAGAAACUAGAGCUAUAGCCAAAUAAAUACAUUGUUAACCAAGGAUAUACUUCUCAACUUUUCCAAAAGUCCCCAAAAAGAAUCAGUCAGAAAAUCAGUUAUGACCUAUAUAUCUAGACUCUUCUUUCCUGAAGGCUGGUCUAAUGUAGAGGAGAAACAUGAAGGGGGCCAACAGAAAUGCUACUGUCACGCCUUGCCUUUUGAACAGAGAAACCAAGCUAAUGCAGAGAGGGUCAUCCUAACGAAAGAGGUGGCACCAGUGCCACGGCCUGCCUAUCCUAAUGCUAAAAUUAUUUAGCAUCAUCAGAGAAUUAAGUGCUCCAAAUAAAAAUGAUUUUCAGAUGACAGAAUUUUACCCUUUCAAAUGCCAAAACUUUCAUUUUAGCAAUAUUGACUGGAUAUAUAUGAAAGCCAGUAAGCUUGAAUUUAGUAUCUUGGAAACAUUCUAAUGAAGGAGUUAGAUGAGAUCAUCUCUAAGAUUCUUCUACUUCUGAAAUUUUCACAAGCAUUUAACUAACUGUGAGAUGUUACAGGGAGGACCCCUGGACCUGAGAUGUCUCUGCUGGACUGUUUGUAUCAACCCUGAAAGGUCCCAGGUUUUCUUAACUCUGAAUCUGGUGUGAGUUUUUCUGUUGCCUUCCUCACUGUCAGGCGAUAAAAGUAGCACUUUUCUUUGCUACCAACAUAACUUGCCCUUUGCAAUUUGUUCUUUCUUACUGGGCAUCGCCUGAAAAAUAAGAUAGCAAGUCUUGUUAUAAUUCCACAUUAAAUGAGAGUUAAUAGAUGAAGGUCCCUGCUAGGAGUAAAGCACCUGGGUCCUAAUAAAGAUUCCUCACCAGCUCAGAGAUCUUUCCAGUUUCUCCGAGGUUUACAGCUGGGUUCUGGAGGCUAAAGCUGCAAGAAGUCUUAUCUUUGAAUAAACAAGGAUUCACUGGGCUAAAUUUUUUAUUCUGAAAUGGGUAUUUAACAAUUGCCACUGAAUGAAGACGAAAGCUGGUCUGGACUUCUUUAGAAUCUUUGAAUAAGUGAGCCUUGCCUACCAGGAUGCAGGAACAAGGUGUUUAUCAUCAGAGAAAAAUCCCACUUCGCAUCCCGAUGUUCUCAGGCUCAGAAGAUUAAUCAGUCUCUCUGGUUCUCAUUCCCUGGUUAUAUUGCUCUUUUACCUCCCUCAAAUACAGACUCUGAUAUAUGCUUUUUUGUUCAAUUUUUCUCUUUCUAAGAUUGCAUGUUCUCUGUGAUGUAGUCACUCCACUUGCCUCUUUCUUUUCAGUGUAGUUGGUGUCUCUGCUGUUCUGUCUUUGGGUCCUGUUCUGAUUAUCUUUAUAUCCAUUCCUCGAGGCAUCUCCCAGUUUCUUCUGCUGCCUCUACUUGCCCGUACUCUGUUGCUCACUGUCUCCUUUGGGGAUCACUGUUUGAUUAAAACAAAGUCAAGACAGAGGUACAGACAAGUUUGGAAUUGCCCAGAAAGCAGAUUAGCCUCACGGCCUACCUUCAGUAUUUGUGCUUUUCCUGGAUGUGGGCUGGAGAGGGGGGUCAGCAGGGCCUCAAUCCCUAGACACUGGGCAAUACUCUAACAGUCAGAGUCUUGCAUCCACCCUGGCACUCCACCCCUAUCAGAAUGGAUCUGAGAGCUUUCUUCUAGUCACCAGGAGGAAAGACCCACCCUUGUCGUCCCUGCCUACCAUGUUAGGAUAUGCAUGGCUGCACCCAGGGGCAGGAGAUCCGUGAAUGGGAGGGUGGUUCCCAGGACCAGUGAUAGCAAUGGCAGUUCAUUCACCCUGCCACAAAAAAUUAAAGGCACUUUUGUACUGAUAAAUUGGGUCCAUACUUAUGUGGCAAGCAACUGAAAAAAAAAAAAAAGAAUUAAGAAGGGCACAACCUUUUUAAAGACAAAUGAAAAUUUCAUUUUUAGUAACUAGAUACUUAAACACUAUUUUAGGCUGAA